AUGGCUCGUGCAAAGAUGUCGUUCGUGCUGGCCGCAGCGGCUGCGGUGGCGCUUUGCCGCAGCGCGGCCUUUGUGGCUGCCCCCAAGGAGGUGCCUCGCGCAGAGGUCCUGGUGCCAGCAGCUCUGGCGCCCAUGAUGAUUCUCGAGCCAGCCUGCGCCCAAAGGAUGGAAGGUGACUUCAAAGCUCCGCAGUACAACGAAGCAGAGCCGACGUCCGACUUAAGCUACCUGCUCUUCUUCACUGCCGCACUACUCGUCUAUGUGGGCAAGACUGCUUUCGAUAAGACUGGAGCCAAGAGCCUGGGUGACGCGGUGAACAAGUGA
Messenger RNA from Symbiodinium pilosum, 324 nucleotides. The record is from the annotation of a GenBank genome assembly. NCBI's taxonomy places the organism in Eukaryota, Dinophyceae, Suessiales, Symbiodiniaceae.